Botrytis byssoidea is the source of this 2938-nucleotide messenger RNA. RefSeq lists its product as uncharacterized. NCBI's taxonomy places the organism in Eukaryota, Fungi, Ascomycota, Leotiomycetes, Helotiales, Sclerotiniaceae. The transcript has 3 exons. Bases 1 to 2022 code for a protein of 673 amino acids. The record is from RefSeq and is a predicted model, not a curated record.
AUGGAACCACUUCGAGUCAGCAAUGAUCGAGAGUUUGAGCCGCCAGAUUUUUCAUUUCAGGACCACGGAGUGGACCUGCGACUGUAUGAUCCCUCAAGAGUCUCAAGCCGCGAUCGAAGGAAUUCUCAAUACUCAGUUACGGACUCUCUAUUAUCUACUCCAAAUCGACCAGAAUCUUGGCAGCAAGUAAGCAGCAUUUCGAGUUCCUCAACAGCACAAAGUACAAAUUUGAACCUCCCCGCCCAACCUUUACAGAAUACCCACCAUACUGUAAUUUGGAAGAUCAAUUGGCAACAACCAACUUUUAUGUGCUCGGCGCUAUUGUGUGGUCUGAUUUUGGCAAUUGGACAUCAUGCUUACUACAAUUCAUUAAGUGGGACUCCGGCAGGGGAUGCCACGAGACAAGCUUGGUCAAUUCGAUUCGGGACAGCCUUCGCAUUUCUCGUCGUCGCAUGUUUCAAAGCCAUUACUGUCUCCGCACUGGGGCAAUAUCUUUGGAGCGUCGUAAGGUCGAAAGGUCUCAAAAUUAGUGAUCUUGACAGAUUGUUCGCGCUCACAAGUAAUCCGAUUAGCCUGUUCAGUGUUUCUGUUAUCAAGAAUGCUUCCCUGGCAGCAUUACUAGGCACAAUUUUCUGGACCAUGGAUUUCGUUAGUUUUGCUCCCGCAGCUACGCUCUCUGUCGUUCCAGUCAAUAUUACUAUUUCAAUGCCAAUUCCGGUAUUGAAUGGAACCAAAUUUUUGCUUGAUACGCAAUCGCCCGAAGCUGUAGUGGAUACCAGAAUCUCAGAAAAAAUUGCGCAAAAGUCAGCAUCUCUAGCUGAUGUGGUCCCUCUAAAUUUUUCGAUCGCGCCUCAAAUCUGGUCCUAUAAUAUGCAGUUCUUUGGUCUCACGCUCAAGUGCAGAGAAGCUAAAAGUACUGAGCAAGCUAUUUUCGAUCAACUGGUGCAUGAUAGGGAAGAAUUAUCAGUGUUUGUUGUCCCUCAAAUCAAUGACUCGAUUUGGAACAACACAAUGUCUGAGUCAGACCCAAAAUUACGUUACCUUCUCCUCUAUUUUUCACUUCGGACAGUCGCCCUCUAUGAUUCAAGUUCUCUGUAUGAGCUGUAUGUGAACAAAUCAACUGCUUAUCAUAUUUUCGUACAAAGUUCGACGUCAAGCAUUGUAUGUACAGCCAUGAAUGCCUCUAUUUCUGUUACAAUCGCUUCUGUCUACGGCAACCAAGAAAUCACGCAACACAGCACCCAGUACCUAAACGAGAUACCUUUGUGUGAUGGAUCACCCAGCUGUUUGGUGGAUUUUUAUCAAUUUUCCAAUUUCGAGGAAGUUUUGCAAGGAAACAUCACGUUACGUGAAGGAGUGGCAAAAGCAGGCACCUAUGGCUACGAUAUGGUCCCUGUUUUGAUCGACAAUCCUCUCCUACGUCUAUUUACCGCAUGCGACGACGUACAGGCUUCACCAUUUGGGUCCCUAUAUUCUCCAAGUUCCUCUUCUCCACGGCCCAUUGAGGAUAUUUUUAAAAUCGAGCCAUGGCAGUGUCGCAAUCGAACCUUCAUGAGAGCAAUCGAGGAUCUUUCCAUCAAUAUCACCAUAGGUUAUCUUGGUUCUCCCAAUCUCACUAGUAGCAGCACAGAAUAUGCAAAUAUCACCACCUUGGACACUAGGAAUAUCUACGUCUAUCAUCCGCUCUAUCUCGUCCUUUCCUAUAGUAUCGGAUUCUUUCUGGCAAGCCUUUGUGGUGCGAUUGGUCUUUACUCUAUGCAUGUUAAUGGUGUUUCGCAUUCAAACUCCUUCUCCGCCAUCAUGCUUACAACAAGGAAUCCAGACUUGGAUAUUUUGGCAAGAGGGAAGUCGUUAGGAUCUGAUCCAUUGUCUAAAAGUAUCAAAAACACAAAAUUAAGGUUUGGACCGUUAUUAUCACAACAGGCUCCCGAUAAGAUAGGAUCUGAUGAAUCUCCUCGGCACGUUGCAUUCGGGUUUGAGGGAAAUGUUGACGAAUUGAAAAAAGGUGGAAAGUAUAUAUGAUCAGAGGGAACUGCAACGACAAAUGCGAUUCGGAAAAACACCAUCCUAACAAUUUUUGAGCGCUCCAAAAAAGCACAAAAAAUAUAGCGAGUGCUCAAACCAUCAACACAAAUGAAACAACAACUUACCAUCUCCAGCGGGCCCACUUUCGAUUUCCACAUCAUCUAAUCUCAUUCAAGAUGCCCCAGUAACCAUUUUGUACACUAUGCCGGGCCAUAUCAUUAGUGAGGGUCACAUGGUCUACCUUAGGUUUCGUGGUACUCCAAGAACUAUAGGCCGGCGAACACUUGCGAUCUCGAAAACUCUACAUAACAUGUUAGUUGCAAUGAAUGUUUUUGAGAUUUUAUCGAGAUUAGAAGCCAAUGGCCUGAUCACUGCACUAUGCUGUUUGUUUUCGGGUGGAAGCUUACUUGCGUACAUAUACCGUGAAUCUGAGGGGAGUGAAUGGGCUUGUUAGAUCCUGCACCUUAUUUGAGGAUGAAGUAAUCAAAAUUCCUCAAAGAUACCUAUGAUAUAUUUUUUUGCGAGCAACCCAGAUGUGAUGUCUUGUUAAGAUAUCAACCACAAAUUCUCUCAACGGCGCUGUUUUUACAGAGCUCCUAUUCAGUACAUUUGGCAGUUUUGGGAAUACUUUCAACUUUAUCCCUAAUGUGGUAGAAACACCGAAGGGUUCUCUGUUCAAUAAUACGCACCUCUGUCAUAUAAAUACUGCAAGAAUUUACAUAGAUUUGGAAAAAGGAAUUCAGGAGAAUAAUAAGCAUGGCAUGUCGUCGCAAGUAUUAGCUAGAAGCCUCCAAGUCUCCGGGGUAUUAGAGUCAGUAAGUUGACCUUGACUGAAUUGUUCCAAGAUUCAAGGCCCAGGUCUUUUAUAGCUAUAAAUUAUUGAACGUAAAUGGGUAGUACAAUAUGCAUACUU